AUGGAGGCCCAGCGGGAAGAGUUCAAGGAACUUUGGAAGCUCAAGGUUCCAUCUAAAGCGGUUGUGUUUGCUUGGAGACUACUCAAGGACAGGCUACCAACUAGAGACAACCUGAGGAAGAAGCAAAUAGACCUGCAGGAUUACACUUGUCCCUUUUGUAGAGGAGUGGAAGAGAGCGCAGCACAUCUAUUUUUUCAUUGCAGGAAAAUAAUUCCAGUUUGGUGGGAAUCAUUGUCUUGGAACUUGUCCAAGUUUAAUGAGGCCUUGCUUGGUAAAUGGGGUUGGGACUUCGCAAAUAACCAGCAUCAGCUUUGGGCUAGAAUAUUAAUGUCCAAAUAUGGAGGGUGGAAUGCAUUAUGUUAUGGCAGAAACAGAGCUGACUUCUCUCCUUGGUGGAAGGAUCUAAGAUAUGUUUUCCAGCAGCAUCAUAGAAACAACAUCUUCAAUAACUUGAGGUGGAAGGUGGGUGAUGGGGCCAGAAUCAAGUUCUAG
Messenger RNA from Glycine soja, 492 nucleotides. RefSeq lists its product as uncharacterized. The transcript is spliced from 2 exons. The record is from RefSeq and is a predicted model, not a curated record. The coding region runs from base 1 to 492 and encodes 163 amino acids. Lineage: Eukaryota; Viridiplantae; Streptophyta; Magnoliopsida; Fabales; Fabaceae.